Molecule: messenger RNA, 4683 nt
Organism: Siniperca chuatsi (mandarin fish)
Lineage: Eukaryota; Metazoa; Chordata; Actinopteri; Centrarchiformes; Sinipercidae
Gene: npas2
Product: neuronal PAS domain protein 2
Exons: 22
Coding region: 519-3179 (886 amino acids)
Biological process (GO): regulation of transcription by RNA polymerase II; circadian regulation of gene expression
Cellular component (GO): nucleus; CLOCK-BMAL transcription complex; cytoplasm
Molecular function (GO): DNA-binding transcription factor activity, RNA polymerase II-specific; protein dimerization activity; RNA polymerase II cis-regulatory region sequence-specific DNA binding
Source: RefSeq, a predicted model, not a curated record
GCUGCUGCCGUCGUUAGCCGAGUAUUGAGCUACCAGCUGACCUACUUUCUCUGCUCUCAGCCACUCGGUCCUGUUUACAAGCCACUGCCAGCGGAGGAUGUGGAGUACAGUGCCUGGAAAAUAGACGGACACAGCCCGCAAGCAGCGAAGACCACGAAUGGGAAAUGUGGUCGUGUGUUGUUGAUCAAUUCGGACUGCGAUUAAUAACAGCACGUUAUUAACUUAGGCGGUGUUAUGCAAUUUAACGCUUUCUGUGCUCUCGCCAGUCAGACGCUGGUAGUUGCGCUCAGCUGCGAUGUUGUAGCUUUAAAAAAAUGACUAGAUUGAUGAAAGUUAAGUGUGGAUCUUUGUUUCUGCAGGAGACCCGUUGUCAAGGAUUUUACGUUUCUUUGGUGGACUCGAGGAGGCGGUGGGCAGCUGGUCCUCGGUAGGUUUUUCCAAAAGAGUGUUCAGACGAGGUCAGCGCGAAUGGGACUUAUAAGACUUCAGAAAGGGCCUGGUUGGGAAAGGGAGUGAGUAUGGACAACCUUUCUGACUUCAGUGGCCCCUGUCCAUCCACCCUCAGGGAAUGGGACACCAACAGCUGCGUGGACGAUUUAAUGGAUGAAGAUGAGAAAGACAGGGCAAAAAGGGCAUCUCGUAACAAAUCGGAAAAGAAAAGGAGAGACCAAUUCAAUGUGCUCAUCAAGGAGCUCUGCACCAUGCUGCAGGGUCAAGGUCAUCCGCGCAAGAUGGACAAGUCCACCAUAUUGCAGAGAACUAUUGACUUCUUGCAAAAACAGAAAGACAUGACUGCACAGAAUGAAACUUGUGAUGUGAGACAGGACUGGAAGCCUUCGUUCCUCAGUAAUGAGGAGUUCACUCAGCUAAUGCUGGAGGCCCUAGAUGGUUUCCUGGUAGCAUUAACGACAGAUGGCAACAUCAUAUACGUAUCUGACAGUGUGUCUUCACUGAUUGGCCAUUUACCGUCAGAUAUGGUGGACCAAAAUAUCUUGAAUUUCCUCCCGGAGCGGGAACACGGGGAGGUGUAUAAGCUGCUAUCAUCCCACAUGCUGAUGACUGACCCCAUUGCUGCUGACUUCAUGGACAGUGAGGCACAUAUUGAAUUUUGCUGUCAUCUAGCCAGAAGUAACAUUGACCCAAAGGAGCCGCCUGUAUACGAGUAUGUCAAGUUUGUCGGAGAUUUCAAGUUUCAUAACAAUGUGCCUACAUCAUCUUCUUGUAACGGGCUUGAAUUGACGUUACCAAGAAGCCUGCAGUCAUCGCUGGAGGAGCAGGUCUGCCUCAUUGCUACUGUACGAUUAGUCACUCCACAGUUUCUAAAGGAUUUGUGUAAUGUGGAAGAUCCUUGUGAUGAAUUCACAUCCAGACACAGCCUUGAAUGGAAGUUCCUGUUUUUAGACCACAGAGCUUCACCAAUCAUAGGCUAUUUACCCUUUGAGGUUCUUGGAACUUCUGGCUAUGAUUACUAUCAUGUGGAUGACUUGGAGCUUAUAGCUCAGUGUCAUAAACAGCUAAUGCAGUUUGGAAAGGGUAAAUCCUGCUACUAUCGCUUCCUGACCAAAGGUCAGCAGUGGAUUUGGUUGCAGACUCACUACUACAUCACUUACCACCAGUGGAAUUCCAAACCUGAGUUCAUUGUCUGCACUCACACUGUUGUCAGUUAUGCUGAAGUGCGAGCUAAAAGAAGGAGAGCGUUUGGCUUUGAAGAGCUGUCUCCACCUGAGUUAGCCCCCUCGUCAGUGAAGGCUCAGGAGCUGUACUUGGACAUCUGCUCCACACUGGACCCUCCACGGGACAGAAACAGCGGCGCACGUUCGGUAUCCUCCCACAGCUCCCGGAAGUCCUCCCACACAGCACUGUCAGACUCUGCAUCAGCUAACUCCUACACAGAGGCCUGCACACCAUCAUGGCAGUCUGCUUCCAUUGGGACAGAGAAGACAUCUGCCAGACUCCAACCUAGUAGUUCAAAGAAUUUGGCACAAAGACAAAAUUCAUUUGACCUCAUUCCCCAAGUGAGCCUCCCCCUUUCUCCUACCUGCAGCAAGCACUCCGCAAUGCAACAGCAAACACAGCAGCAGCAGCAGUCGUCCAUGUAUCAGCUGCAGCAGCCUCAGCUCUGUGUAAUGAACCAGCUGAAAGAGCAGCUGGAGGAGAGGACGCGCAUUCUGCAAGCUGACAUUAAGACGCAGCAACAGGAGCUGCACGACAUUAAGGAGAAGCUUCACCUCGCUAAUCUCCAGAUGUUGUUACAGCAGCCUGCCCACAAUGACUUUGGCCAGGCCCAGCAGAAGCCCCAGCAGCAGCAGCAGCAGCAGCAGCAGCAGCAGCAGGGCUCAGGCAGGCCGGCCCAACAGAGCCAGUCAGGGGUGAUCAGGCAGCUCUCAGGCCACCCUAAACCAGGGUCCUGCGGGGCCCACAGUUCAUCCCCUCACUCACUCCUGAGAGAGAACAGCUCACCCUCAUCACAGGUCCAGCAGAGGAUUGCACGGAGCGGGCAGGCACAGUCAGUGAGUGUGCCCGUGCAGACGAACACGAGUCUGACGAUGCCCUUCUACAGCAACCCCAUGAUGUUCUCUCAGACCAACACGAGGUCUCUGCAGGAUGCAAACCAAAGACACACAGAUAGCGAGUUCAGCCAAGAUGGACAACUACGCAUGCUCCUCAACCAGCCAAUGCAGACGCUGGUUCCCACUAGCAGUGUCACCUCGCAGCCUUCCCAGUGCAACAUGGGCAUCUCCCAAACCAUAUAUACCUUGGAGCAGCAGAUCAUCGCUCCUUCAUUCUCCAUGCAACAGGUCAACUGCAACGCCGUCCUCGUGCCCUCCCCGGUCUUCACGUCCCCCAUAAUGAUCCCACACAACAGUUUCAUCUCAAACCAGUCCCAGUCAGCCUACCACACUCAGCCUCAGGCUUCUCAGCACUCCCUGCAGCUACAGCAGCCCCAGCAGUUCUUUCAGAUGACUCAAGGACUUGUACAGGGUGGGUCUACGCCAACAUUCUUACACAGCACUAAUGUCCCACAGCAAAGCACUGUGGGAUACAUCCAGCAGCAGCCGCAAACACAGCAACUGCCGCAAGCACAACAGCAACAGGCGCAACAGCAACAGAGGCAAUACCAACAUUCCCAAAACCAGACUGGCAGUGUUUCAGACUUCCGAAAUAUGCUGACUCGGUAGCGGUGUGAACUACGUUAGAGCGCUGAGAUCUCCCUCUGUGUUGUCGCCAUAUAGGCGGCAGCACGUUGUGGCAUUUGGAAGUCAAACUUGAAGUCAAGUUCUGCGGCGGAAAUGCUUGAGAGUGGAAAAUUGCUUCUAGUGACGUUACUUUCGAUGUGAAGCUGCCCAUUCCCGAAGAAGCUGGUGUGUACACCACUGGAGUGAAAACCACAAGCAGAGGCUGCACUGACCUGACGUCACCUGCAGGAUCUGAGGAGAGUCUGAGGUGCUGGGCCUUUAUCACCGGCCCACAUCGCACUCAGGCAUCAAUCAAGAGGACAACGCGUUCACAUGUCUGUUUACACUUUGGUACUGCUCCCUACUCAAAAGUAGAACAAAAAAUGUACCCAUCAAUUUAUAUUCUAUUUUCCUCACUAAUGGCUUAAUAGUGAGAUUAUUUUUCAAACCUACAGCUCGACUCCCCUCCCCAGUGAUAUCAAAUCAUCACCCUUGGUAGGAUUUUUAGCUCCAAUGAAAAUGGUUCAUCUCAUAAAGGGAUUUGUGUACAUGGGAACUCUACAUCAAUGGGUAUUUCAGUUGGCAGUCUUCAGACGUCGCUCCCAUUUUGUCCCCAAACAAUGAUUUACUUGCAGGCACGUUCAUGGCAAGUCACUAGAGAGGAGCUCUACUGUAAAACAUGCAGUGGUGAGAUGACCAUCAUAUCUAAAAUCAGGUUUGGUAAGAAUUUAGAUGUAACACGCUACACUGGGAAGCUGGGGGGGAUAUUCUCAAAUUAUUAGAAAGGUCUAUCUAGAUUUUUAAAGCCUCAAUCUGGGAAUGAAGUAGGGGUGCUACAACCAUCCCACCACGUCUCACUGAGAAUGACAACACAGCUCUGAAGUCCUGAUUUUAGGUUCUGAUGAGCUUUGCAGCAUGAGUACUUAGGUGAUAAACAAGCUACCGCGGGGGGGGGAAAUUGUGCCUUUAGCCAUGGUACGUCCAUGGUGCGGUUUGAUGGUUUUAUCUGAUUACGGCUUUAAAAAUCCAGCUCAGGUCCAUUUGGAAUACAAAGUUAUAUUUUCAUAGGUCAUAAUUUAUUAUUUUCCACAUCAGAUUUAAACAAAAGACAUCUAGAUUUGUAAUGGAUAUAUUACAAAGAUGUACUGGAUGCUUUUUGCAACCUUUACAUCAGUAAGUCCAAACUCUUUUUGAAUACUUUCUGUAAUGAUAGUAUCUAAUAAGAUUCAUUUAACUAUUUACUGAAACUCUAAUGAAAUCAUUACAUGUUUAUUUAUUACAUAGACAUUUAAAAAAAAUGGGAUUAAGAAACUAGUUUUAUACCCAAAAGUUAUAAUUGAUUUUAUCUGUUCAUUUAGACAUUAAAAGGUCAACACUGGUCUUAAUGUCUUAUCCCACCUGGGUUAAUGGUUUAAUACAAGCUGUUCCCACAACAACUGUGCACCACCACUGAUCUGUAUGUAGCUUAUAGUAGUUUUCCACAAUACAACAACCUUCUGCAGUGCAA